AUGCCACUUGGCCUAGAGGACCUGCGGAGCAGCCUCGCAGCCAGUAUCCGCCGGCUCGGAUCAAUAAUCCGCCCAUCUGCCCCUAUCACGCAUCCAAGCCAGAGCCAGGACCCUGACACCGGUCCUUGGUGUCAUAAAAAUCCAACAAGUCACGCCUCCCUCACCAUCUGUGAACACCCCUCAAAAAUCAACCGAUACACCCUCCGCUACGGCUCCAUUCCAUCCGACCCACCUCAAAAAUUCACCUCCGCCGGAUUAAUCUCAAACUGA
This is a messenger RNA of Puccinia triticina, 270 nucleotides long. RefSeq lists its product as uncharacterized. The coding region runs from base 1 to 270 and encodes 89 amino acids. The transcript has a single exon. Lineage: Eukaryota; Fungi; Basidiomycota; Pucciniomycetes; Pucciniales; Pucciniaceae. The record is from RefSeq and is a predicted model, not a curated record.